AUGUCUGAUGAUGAGGAUGAACCCUUCACGGCAGAUGCCCGGACUUGUCUCUUCACGUCGGCGGCCAACAGACGGAAGAAAGCCCUCAAGUAUUUCAACCGCUUCCUCGAAGGGUACUGUGUCCAAAUUGGAAUCGAUGUUGUUGAAGCCGAUGCAAUUCCCUAUCGCGGUAUCCCUCGCACGACAUCCACCAAGGCCGUCUUUAAAUUCUGGGAUGACAUAUUUGCAAACUUCAUCUACUACAUGGGCAACAAGACAGACCUCGCUAAAAGCAGCGCGGAACAGUACUGCUCUGGAGUGAAAACUGUUGUGCUGGUGCACUGGUUUAUAAGUAGUCGGACGAGAACUUAA
Messenger RNA from Seminavis robusta, 351 nucleotides. The record is from the annotation of a GenBank genome assembly. NCBI's taxonomy places the organism in Eukaryota, Bacillariophyta, Bacillariophyceae, Naviculales, Naviculaceae.